GUAGGGGGCCCAGAAGGGGGUGAACAUGGCGAGAAAGUGCGUGUGGAGCGCGCGCUUGCAUCUGUGCGUAACGCAACUGCCUCCGGCGUCCCCGCCCAAACGUCGAGUGGAUUUGGAUGGAGGACGCCAUGCGGCGUGCUGGGGCAUUGGUCCUCUUGGCCUCUAUCUUUUGCUCCUCAUCAGCAGGGGGCGCCGGCGCCGGGGUCUCCGAGCGAGCGAGAAGACGGCCGCCGAGGCAGACGCUUUUGUCGUCGUCGUGGAGCUCAGGAAUCUGCCUGAACGGAGGAACGUCCGUCCCCAGCCUGACGACGGGCCGACACAUGUUCUGCUUGUGUACCGACGCUUUUGAGGGAACCUUCUGCCAGACGGGUGAGAACGCCAGGGAGGGGUCAGGACCUCGCUCGCUCGCUCGCGAUUGGACGCCACAGAAGGGCUCGGGCUGCAAUCGCUGCAAUAACAGGCGAGCGACACUUGGGUUUCGAGUGGAGCCGAACCGCAUCGCAUUGGCUGCCGCAGACGGACAGCGCCUGGCCCGCUUGCCCGCUUGCCCGUGUUUGACUUUCGGAUGCCAUUACGUGUCUAACGUGGCGGCGUCUGUCCCAGCGGCAGCUUUCCCGGCGGCUUCCGGCGCCGACUGCUACGAGGGCGUGGGGCUUUACUACCGAGGCUUCCGGUCCCAAUCGGAGAGCGGUCGCCCGUGCGAGCGCUGGGACGCCGACACCAGGCGACGCUACCUGAGCUUGGACGUGGACGGCGGGAGACACAAUUACUGCAGGAACGUGCGCUUCAAGCGCCGCCCGUGGUGCCACGUGUGGAAGGAGCAGCGGCUGACUUGGGAAUAUUGCCACGUUCCUUCAUGCGCCUCGCUGCAACCGUUGGUGUUGGCAGCGCCCACCGAGGCCCCCGGCACCACACCUGCAGGUAAGCCCCGCCCCCCAUCUUUUCUCGUUCACGGAUUCCCGAGUGACGGCCGGCUGGCUGGCGUUGUUGUGGUGCCAGCAAGCGCUCGGCCCCCGCGGAGCCCCCCGUCCGCGUGGGCCAGGUGCGGGCGUCGUUCUCGCCGCAAGCAGAUGCGUAUCGUGGGCGGAGCGGCGGUGCCGGUGGAGUCGCAGCCGUGGCUAGCCGCCAUCCUGUGGCGCGGCAAGUCCAAAGAGAAGGUCUUCCGCUGCGGGGGCAGCUUGAUCGCCCCCUGCUGGGUCCUCAGCGCCGCUCACUGCUUUCCCGACGGGGCGCGCGCCAACGAGCGGCGCUUCCUGGUGGCGCUGGGGAAGAGCGCCCUCAACCGGAGCGAGGCCCUGGAGCAGUUCUUCCGCGUGGACAAAAUCAUCUUGCACCCCGACUUUGACAACGAGCGAGGCAAUUACGACAACGACAUGGCGCUGCUCAAGCUGACGCCCAAAGCAAACGGCCGCUGCGCCCGGGAGAGCGCCGGGGUGCGCCAGGUGUGCCUGCCCACCGCCGAGGGCCGCCGCGACCUCCCCGCCGGCUUGCCGUGCGAGAUCGCCGGCUUCGGCAAAGAGAAGCACGGCCUGUGGUACCACUCGCAGCUCCUGCGGCAGGCGCACGUCAACCUGUUGGACGCCGGCGUGUGCGGCGCCGCCGAUCAUUACGGGGACAAGAUCACGGACAACAUGUUGUGCGCCGGCCGGGAAGACUGGACACAGGACGCCUGCGAGGGCGACUCGGGCGGUCCUCUGGUGUGCCAAGUGGACGGGCGUUUCGUGGUGGUGGGCGUGGUCAGCUGGGGUGAAGGCUGCGCCCGGCAGCGCCGACCCGGAGUCUACGCCAAAGUCCGCAACUACAGGCAAUGGAUCCGGCAGCACGCCGGCGUUUGACCACCGGGGCGGCGACACCUCCAAUUGCUCAAAUUCUUUCGACACGACUCCGUUUUUCAAGCCAUUUACCACUUCAAAGUGUGCUAGCUCCCUCCGCCUACGGUAUUGUUUCGAGAAUUAGCGUCCUAUAGCCAGCCCAUCGAGAGGACAGUCAAAUCGGCGUGCAGUUCGGUGCUUAACCUGAAGAUGGCGGCACAGCGCACACGUAGAACACCCGUUGAGCAGCCCUGAAAAGUGGAUUUGGGGAGGACAAACACCACCCCAUUUCAAUUUCUUUCAAAGUCGGAUAUAUUGUAAGACUUGACCAUUUUUUGUUCAAAACUGUUCAUUAGAUUAUUGUUUUUAUCCCAAACUCAAGACCAGCUUUUUUGACAAUACAAAAGGUUGAAGUAAAAGUUUUGAAACCUU
Molecule: messenger RNA, 2243 nt
Organism: Syngnathus acus (greater pipefish)
Lineage: Eukaryota; Metazoa; Chordata; Actinopteri; Syngnathiformes; Syngnathidae
Gene: plaub
Product: plasminogen activator, urokinase b
Exons: 10
Coding region: 117-1835 (572 amino acids)
Biological process (GO): regulation of cell adhesion mediated by integrin; plasminogen activation
Molecular function (GO): serine-type endopeptidase activity
Source: RefSeq, a predicted model, not a curated record